Messenger RNA from Piliocolobus tephrosceles (Ugandan red Colobus), 1086 nucleotides. Its product is annotated as solute carrier family 5 member 4-like. Gene Ontology annotation, molecular function: D-glucose:sodium symporter activity. Gene Ontology annotation, cellular component: plasma membrane. The record is from RefSeq and is a predicted model, not a curated record. The transcript is spliced from 3 exons. NCBI's taxonomy places the organism in Eukaryota, Metazoa, Chordata, Mammalia, Primates, Cercopithecidae. The annotation marks the transcript as partial. Gene Ontology annotation, biological process: transmembrane transport; sodium ion transport.
GGGGGUUGGCCUCGGUGAUUUACACAGACACCCUCCAGACCAUCAUCAUGCUGAUUGGCUCUUUUAUUCUCAUGGGGUUUGCAUUUAACAAAGUUGGAGGUUACGAGAGCUUUACCAAGAAGUACAUGAAUGCCGUCCCGUCUGUAGUCGAGGGGGACAACUUGACAAUCAGUGCCAGCUGCUACACACCUCAGGAGGACUCCUUCCACAUCUUCCGAGAUCCUGUGACUGGGGACAUUCCAUGGCCCGGAAUUAUAUUUGCAAUGCCCAUUACAGCUUUGUGGUCAUCGUGCAGCACUGCCUGAGUGGCAAGGACAUGUCUCACGUGAAGGCCGCUUGCAUCAUGUGUGCUUACCUGAAGCUGCUGCCCAUGUUCCUCAUGGUGAUGCCAGGGAUGAUCAGCCGCAUCCUGUACACAGGUAAGCCCUGAAUCCGCAUGUUCUCUCUUUUUUUUAUGCUUGUAUUCUGAGAAGUGUUCUUAAAAUGUCAUAAAGCCUUGAGAAAAUCCAUUCUGGAUGGAAGUAAAAGCAGAAUUCCAGGUGGAGGGCACAGCCUGCACAGCGGUCAAAGGCAGGAAAACGUGGCAUAUUGGACGCACUGUUCCUUUAUCCUUUUCAUACCAUCUGCCUGUCUCAUAGACAUUUGAGUCUGUGAGUUCUGUCUUCAUGAGUUGCUUAGAUUUAAGGAAGUCCAGAGAAUAUGGCAAAACGACACUGCAGAAUGAGGUAGGAUUGGGUUAAUUUGAGUUGAGUGAGCUGUACUGUCUGAGUUUGGUGACAUCUCUGACUGAGAAGGUCUUGGUCCCUCUGAGAAAACUGGAGAACUGAAUCAGUUUUCACUGCUUUGGAAUCAGGCUGUUUGAGGAUAUGUAAAUUUCUGAGUCAGCUGAGAGUAACUGCUAGGGUUGAAUUCAACUUCCUUUAAUAUGAAAAGGGAAGAAAAUAUAACCAAAUCUUUCUUGACUUAUGAUGUGUUAUUAAUUCUCCCUUCUCUUCCAAUUGUAAACAUGUUUUCUUUAUUGGUUCUUACCAUUUAACAUAAAAGUAUACUCACCUUUAUUCUGUGGGGGGCGGGGGGAAAUGAAAG